Molecule: messenger RNA, 3345 nt
Organism: Adineta steineri
Lineage: Eukaryota; Metazoa; Rotifera; Eurotatoria; Adinetida; Adinetidae
Source: the annotation of a GenBank genome assembly
AUGCUACAAUCAAUCAAUACAAAUCGUGGUGAACAACAGAAACCUGAUGAAACAAAACUUGACAAACGUCUAGAUGAUCUUGAAAAAACAAUUAAAGGUCUUGAUAAAUCAAUGGAUGAUGAAGAUAAAAAACGUAAACAACGACCAAUACCACCGCCACCAAUACCGCCAGCACAACCAGAUCAUAUAGAAUCUGAAGUAAAAAUUCCGAUAGAAAAACCACCUGCCAAACCUACUGAAAAGAAAGAACAUGUUGGUGCAAGUAGUCGAUGCGAGUGGCGAGAAUCUUCGCCAUCUAAAACUACAUUUGAAAUACGUCAAUUAUAUGAAAGUCUGCCUUUUAAUGAUGAAGAUGGUGGUGUAUGGAAACAAGGAUUUGAUAUUGAAUAUAAACCAACACAAUGGUCAUCAAAUGAUAAAUUAAAAGUAAUUCUUAUGCCACAUUCUCAUUGUGAUCCAGGUUGGCUUCAUACAUUUGAAGGAUAUUUCAAUCAAGCAACAAAACAAAUCAUCGAUACAGUGAUAACAAUUCUUGAUACAAACAAAAAAUAUAAAUUUAUCUGGGCUGAAAUGUCUUUUUUAAGUUUAUGGUGGGAUCAAGCAUCAUUAGAUCAACGUCGAUUAUUAAAAAAAGUUGUUCAUAAUAAACAAUUAGAAAUUGUUACUGGUGGUUGGGUGAUGAAUGACGAAGCUAACACACAUUAUUAUGCCAUGCUUGACCAACUUAUUGAAGGACAUCAAUUUAUUGAAAAUACUCUAGGUAACAUUACAGUUCAAAGUGGUUGGGCUAAUGAUCCAUUUGGUUAUUCCCCAACAAUGGCUUAUUUACUCCACGGUACUGGUAUGCAGUAUAUGGCCAUUCAAAGAGUUCAUUAUCAUAUAAAAAAAGCAUUAGCUAAAGAAAAACAAUUAGAAUUUGUUUGGCAACAAACUUGGGAUCGAGAUGCCUCAACCAGAAUUUUUACACAUGUUCUUCCGUUUUAUUCCUAUGAUGUUCCACAUACAUGUGGUCCUGAUCCAAAAGUUUGCUGUCAAUUCGAUUUUAAACGAGCAGCUCGUUCGACUGUCAAUUGUCCAUGGGGAAUCGAUCCUGUACAAAUAACUGAGGAGAAUGUUCGAGAAAGAGCUGAAACAUUACUUGAUCAAUAUCGGAAAAAAUCUCAAUUAUAUAAAACAAAUGUUGUAUUUGUUCAAUUAGGUGAUGAUUUUCGUUAUACAACUAUGGAUGAAGCAAAAAAUCAAUUUGAAAAUUAUGAUCGAUUAUUUACAUAUAUGAAUAAACAAUCCGAAUGGAAUGUUGAUGCUCAAUUUGGUACAUUAAGUGAUUAUUUUGAAAAACUUUUACAACAAACACCUCAAACACAAUUUCCAAGUUAUAUGGGAGAUUUUUUUACAUAUGCUGAUCGAACUGAUCAUUAUUGGAGUGGUUAUUUUACUUCAAGAGCAUUUUUUAAGCGAAUGGAUCGAAUUGUUGAAUCUUAUCUUAGAGCGAGUGAAAUACUUUUUUCUUUGGCAAAUGUUAAAAUGCUUGAAGAAAAUAGUAAUAAGCAAUUUCCGAAAGAUGAUCUAUUUAAAGAAUUAGUUAAAGCACGAAGAAAUCUCGGUGUAUUUCAACAUCAUGAUGGUGUUACUGGUACAGCUAAAGAUCAUGUUGUUAAUGAUUAUGGACUAAAACUUCAAACAGCUAUAACAUCAUCACAGAAUGUAAUGGAACAAUCAGCUGCUUAUCUUAUUUAUCAAAAUAAUUAUACAUCUAAAAUUGAUCUAUUGUUAUCAAAUAUAGAAUUUAAAACAUUUGAAUCACUACCAACAAGAAAAGUUCUUUCAUUAAAUAAUCAACAACAACCAUCUAAAAGUAUUUAUGUUUAUAAUCCAACUGAUCAACGACGUACUCAAAUUGUUAAAAUUGUUAUCGAUACAUAUCAAGUGUAUGUAACUAGUAAUAAACAAAUAAUAAAAUCCUGUCAAAUUGAUCCCAAAUGGACAGGAAGAAAAUCAAAUAUGAUAGAAAAAAGUCUCUUUGAACUUCUUAUUCUUGUUGAUAUAGAAUCCUAUUCUUUAAAAGAAUAUACAAUUCAUACAAGUAAAACUCAAGAAUCAUGUCCGUUAACAACUAUUGAAUAUCUAAAUGAAAAAGAAAAAUCUAUGGAUACAUCUGGACCGUUUAAAUUUGAAUUAAAUACUCAAGAAACUAUUCAAUUAAAUAAUCAAUUUCUUUCAAUAAAAUUUUCGAAAAAUGGCACAUUGAAUAAUAUCGAAUAUUUAAAAACGAAUAAAAAAUUAUCCUUUCAAACAAAUGUUAUUCAUUAUGGUACAACAAAACAAGCCGAUCAUAAUAGUGGAGCAUAUUUAUUUUUACCUGAUGGAGAAGCAAAAAAUAUUCCCCCUGGUCCUCAUGAUCUUAUACGUAUUCAACGUGGUCCAUUAAUAAGUCGAGUUGAUAUUCUACAUGAAAUCUAUGGAUUACAAUAUAAAUUAACAAAUAUAAAUGGUUCGGAUGAUCAUGUUGUUAAACUUAAUGCGAUAACUCAUUUAAAUAUGAAUAAUGAUAUUGAAUUAGCAUUGAGAUUUACAACUGGAAUUGAGAAUGGAAAUGAAUUUUUCACAGAUCUUAAUGGAUUUCAGACAAUUCGACGAAAAACUUACAGUAAAUUACCAUUACAAGGUAAUGUUUAUCCAAUGCCAGCUAUGGCUUAUAUUGAAGAUGCUCAGAUGAGAUUUACAAUUGUAUCUGGUCAACCAUCUGGUGUAGCUUCUUUAAAAUCUGGUGUUGUCGAUGUUUUUCUCGAUCGACGUUUACUACAAGAUGAUAAUCGUGGUUUAGGACAAGGUGUAACAGAUAAUCGAGAAAUUAUCAGUAGUUUUAAACUAAUAUUUGAACCACGUCAUACUGUUGACCGAACAUCAUUAACAGGUUAUCCAACACUUUUAGCCCAUCAUCAUUCAACUGAACUUCUAUAUCCUAUGCAUAUCUUGCAAGUAAUGUCCAAAUUAAAUACUCAACGAAAUGAACUUAAUUUAUUUCCGAAAUCAAAUUUAUUUCCAAGUGAUUAUCAUUUAGUUAAUUUACGUACAUUAAAUGAAAAUCGUGAUGAUUCAAAAUAUGGUUCAUCAAAAAAUAUGGCAUUAAUUUUACGAAGAUUUGCUUAUGAUUGUGAUGGAAAUUAUGAUAAUUUAUUUCAUUUUGAUAAACCGACAUUUGAAGAUUUUUUUCAAGCAAAUCAAAUACAAUCUGUUGAACAGACAUCAUUAUCAUUGCGACAUGUACAAAAUCAAUUAACUGUGACAUCAAAAAUUGAUGUGCCAAUAGCUGAGAUUAUGACUUUUAAAUUAAAAAUGAAAUAA